Molecule: messenger RNA, 6044 nt
Organism: Sardina pilchardus (European sardine)
Lineage: Eukaryota; Metazoa; Chordata; Actinopteri; Clupeiformes; Clupeidae
Gene: b4galnt1a
Product: beta-1,4-N-acetyl-galactosaminyl transferase 1a
Exons: 12
Coding region: 365-1954 (529 amino acids)
Biological process (GO): ganglioside biosynthetic process
Cellular component (GO): Golgi membrane
Molecular function (GO): acetylgalactosaminyltransferase activity
Source: RefSeq, a predicted model, not a curated record
GGUAGCCUGGUGAAGAACAAGACAGGGCGGCAUUCUUGCCAGUGUCAUUCUCCAAUUACCUGCAACCGGAUUUUUAUUCCUUGCUUGAAACCAUAUGUUUGUCACUGCUCUGGAAAAAAGAGACGAUGAAAUAAUUCAGCCUGACCGACGGUUUAAAUGACUACGUUUUCCAGUAAAUGCUCUUGAACCCCUUGGGAAUUCUGCGAAGAUUCUAAUGAGGAAGCGACUCAGUAUCUGUGUAAAUGAAAGCUCUUUCUGAGGUGCCCGAUCGUGGUCGUGGUCCACAGAGUUAGUUAGAGGCGCUCCUCUCCCCUCCUCUUGUUGCCCUCCUCCCACCACCCCACCCCCCAAUCCCACCUCAUCCAUGUGGUCGCAGAAGAGGAAGGUGCUUAUGGUCAUGGUCACCCUGGGGCUGGUGGCAGCUCUGAUCCGCUCCUGGACGCCGCGGCCGUACACGUCCGUGGACGUGAGGCCCAAGCAGGAGACCAAGAUGGAGAAGUUGCUGGCGGACAGACUGGUCCUUUCAGAGCGCAAAUACGAUGACAUCCCGUACCGCGUCAAGGAGAGUGUGUUGGGUCUCCUGGCCCAUAACGGCUGUGUGUGUGAGGGGGAGACGAGGAGCAUCAACCUGCCCUACGCCAAUCUGCUGUUUCCUCGCGUGUCAGCGCAGAACCUUCACACGGUGUUCAAGGAGUCGGAGCUGGAUGAGGUGAAACGCCGUCGGGCUCAGGAAUACAACAGUUUCCAGAAGAGGUCCCAGACUGCUGCAGACCUGCUUAUUGUUGCUGAAGCAAAUAGCCCCCUGCAGUAUCCCACCCAAGGUGUAGAAGUCCGGCCCCUCAAGACCAUCCUGAUACCUGGGCUGGCCCUCAUACAGAAGACCAGAGAACGCUAUUCAGUGAAUUUUACAGCAACAAUGGGCACGUUUGAUAUUGCUGCAUUUGUGGAUGAGGUCGCCAUCAAAGGGGAGGGGGAGAUGCAGAUGACUUUGUCCAGCCGAUAUCUCUCCGCCUUGAACAGACAGCUCCAGUUCGUCACCUACACCAACACCCUGUUUCACCCCAACACCGCAGAUACAGUGCAGUUUGGGACUGAUGGCCACCAGUCUGUCUUCACGAUUAAAGUCCGUCAUGGCGUCACCCCUAAGCUCUAUAACCCAGGCCCCAAAGGAGAAUACAACAUGAGUGCCCUUGUCACCAUAGCGACAAAGACAUUUUUGCGUUAUGACAAACUUCAGGAUUUGAUUGACAGCAUACGGCAGUUCUACCCAACUAUCACCAUUGUGAUUGCUGACGACAAUGAGCAUCCCAAGCCAGUGACUGGCCCCUACAUUGAGCAUUAUAUCAUGCCAUUUGGAAAGGGAUGGUUUGCUGGACGUAAUCUGGCCGUGUCUCAGGUCACCACUAAGUACGUGCUGUGGGUGGACGAUGACUUCAUCUUCACUGCCAACACAAAACUGGAGAAGCUGGUGGACAUUCUGGAGAGCACCACCCUGGACCUGGUCGGGGGUGCAGUGAGAGAAGUGACCGGCUACAAGGCCUCCUACCGGCAGACCUUCUCCCUGGAUCAGGGUGGAGAGGACGGGGACUGCCUGCACAUACGCAGGGGCUUCCACCACCCCAUCAAGGGUUACCCCAACUGUGUGGUGGCGGAGGGGGUGGUCAACUUCUUCCUGGCACGUACGGACAAGGUCCAGCAAGUGGGCUUCGACCCUCGACUGGCUCGGGUGGCUCAUCUGGAAUUCUUUAUUGAUGGCCUUGGGAUUCUCCAUGUGGCCUCCUGCGAUGACGUCAUCGUGGACCACGCGUCCAAGAUCAAACUCCCGUGGGGACAGUCGGAGAGCGACAAGGCCUACUACAAGUUCCGCUAUCCGCCCUCCUCGUCGGACACGGUCCAGACCAGGAGCGAGCUGUUCUAUUUCAAGAACCGCUUCCAGUGUCUCACCCGCAACUGACCUCCUGUGCCCUCCCGUUCUGUUGCCCCGUCCCCCCGUGCCCCGUCCCCCCCCACCUCUCUGCCGUGAGCUGGCCCACACCCACCCUGUGCCUGUGUUGCCAAAGACGUCCAUCACAGUAUGUCCUAGGGAGGGUGGGGAGCCCUGGGGAUUUUUAAAAGGGAAAAAAAAGAGACCAUUCUAGUGUUCUAGGAGUCUACAGACAAUCUACAGCCAUGUUGAAUUAGUCAUCGAAGGCCCACAUCUUGACCUUAGUGCAGGUUUCACUAACUUUGAGCGACAGCGGUGGCACGAGAAAAAGACGUUUGAGUGACGUGCCUCUAUGCCUGGGCAUAACAUGCCCCCUCCUACAGCUUUUUUUGUGGUGGUUUGUCGGUGGACAGCUGUGCCAUUCCCACUGGGCCUCGGCCAUGGCGGCCGGCCCACCCCUCCACCCCUCCACCCCUCCACCCCCCAUCCCUCCGUUAACCUGGAGAGAACUGCUCACGUCACACUCCAACUCACGUCCAUUGCACCAGACAGUGACCGUAUCGCCCUCCGGCCGUGACGAAAGCUCCUGGUUGGGUCGGUCACCAAAGCUAUUAGUCCGUGUGUUUGCUCCAUGACUAUACGAUCCACAUUUCCUUUUGACAAUGGGAGACGCUAACACGAUGACCGCCCUCACCCCCCCCCCCCCCCCAGUCCUGUCCUCGUCGACCCUCCACCAUGCUCCCUUCUCCAGCGGCCCUUUACUGCUCGGAUCGUUCCUGUUUGAUUGACUUUUGAUUGAUUGGGAUGACAGAUUGAAGGACUGAUUGAUGUUGCAUGACCUGCCUGUGAAUAUGAUGGAGCGCCUGAACCCCUUAUGUCUGUCCAUCUGAUACUGCUGCACUGCCUCCAACCAAGAUUCCAGUGACCAAAGUGUCUUUGUACACGCAUAUUAGAACCCAAGGAGAAUGAUAGUAGCAUCGAUGCACUUUUUAGUCUUAGAAAUGAUGGGUUAUUUUUGGCUCUAAGGUCAACUUAAACGGGGCAUAUAAUUAUGGAGUAGUUAUUUAUUUACUUUUGAUUUGCCAUGAACGUAUUUUCGAAUGGAGGUAAUAGUUGUCUCAUGACAGAAUAGUCUUGGCCCAAAAUGUGACCAAAAUGUCAGAGUAUGUGGUGUGAAAUUGAUUUAACUUUGAGUUCAUAGCAAACAUCUGUGUAAUGUGACUAGGCUAGCGCAUGAGAUGAAGUUGAGAGCUUAGAAGCAUGACUUGAGUUCUUAAGUGGUCACAAGCACCUCCAGAUUUAGUGUUUGACUGUAGUGCCAAGAGGACGAGAAAAAAGUUUAUUUUUGUCCCUGGCCGUUGAGCGGGUGCUUCCAGAUUCAUUUCCUCAUUUCAGAGAAACGUGAGGUAUGUUUUCAGCACUUCAGUAUUGUGUCAUGAUGAGCCACUAUCCAGAAGUGGAAACGGUUUUUCAAUUUGUUCAGGAUUUAUCUCUUGGUUGUGCAGUAAGAUGAGCUCUGUCAUAUCUCCAUGUCUUGAUUUUCGCCUUAACUUUCACAUUUACUCCAGUAUAAGUCUCUCUCUCUCUCUCUCUCUCUCUCUCUAUUUCUUCCUUUCUUUCUCUCUCUCUCUCUGUCUCUCUCUCUCGGACUAAACUAGUAUUUGCAUUGCCUCACUUGCAAUUAACAUCUUUACCACAAGAUGGCAGUCAUACAUCAGGACUAAAUGGCCACAUACCACUUCACAGCUUCCCACCACAUCUCUCCUGAUUCAGUGGGACUAAAUUGGGAUGGGGGGUAACAAAGCCCCUUUUGUCAGGAUGUAUGUGAUUGUGAAAAUGGCGGUCAUGGUGGUCGAAACAGAAUAUACGACACAGACUCCUGUGUAAAAAUGUCGAGAUGUGACUGACAUACAGGUGUGGAGGUCUCAGGCCAGGUGCCAGUGAUGGGGUAGAUGUGAGCUUAGCGGGCGACUGAUUGCUUUUCGGUAAGGCUGCAUCCAUCCUAAUGAAAAGGGACCUGUAAUGUUUUUUUUUGUCUUACUCUUGAUUUUAAUGUCAGUCAUUUUGACAAAGACCUUUCUAGAGAGAUGUGUAAAUCUUUGUACCUUGUCUUUGCGGCAAUCUGAACUCCAGAAAGGUACAUAAAGGACAAGGUCUUUGACUUUACUGCAAACAGUAUUGUUGUUUUCAAUACUUUUGAAACAAACUGUUGUCAUUAAUAUUUCAUUAUGGAUCAACACAAUUGGGAAAUCGUGGUGAUUUUUUUUAAACUAUAUAAACUGGUAAACUGAAUUUAUAUUUGGAAUUUACCAAGUGCCUAUGCAGGAAAGUGCAACAACUGUUACUUUGGCUUGUGUGGAAUUCAUAGUCUGCAUAGAGAGAACUCUUUUUAGCAAUAGUGGACUAUUUUCAUUUUCCUUUAUUUUGAUUCUCAUUGUUGUUGUUGAUGUUGUACAUAUCAGACCUAUAUGUACCCGUAUGCCCAGUGUCAUACACCCUCGUGUAUCAUUUUGCUGUGUGUGUGUGUGUGCGCUUCGGAGGCUUUUUGCAUGGUUCACCUCUUCUAUUCAAGGAAAGCGAUUCUCUUGCACAUGCUUUGUACUGUUUAACGGCUGCUUAUGAGUCCCUCGUUUGGCUGCUCUGUCACACAUAAACUUUGUGUUUUUUGUUUUUUGUUCAAUAAUAGGGUCCUUGCCUUAUAUUCGCUUGAAAGAGGCGAAUGUUGGCAGGGCUUGACUCAGACGGGUCCUAAUAAGGAUUAGGAAGGCGUUGGCUGCUUGCGUUCUAGGGCGAGAGGGGGGGACUUGGGGAAGGAUAUCUGCAGGAUGCUGUAGACUGAAGCGUUUGGCCGGUCUUGUGUACCACUCCUUAAUUGGUAUGGGCUACUUUCCACCAUGCCAAUUAGCAAAGCACUCCUUGAGCUUUAAAAGCGUAUGCCCUGAGGAUGUAGUGUCUAGAGGUUUCUUUUGAAAUACACACUGGAUGAUAAGGAGAAAAGAUGGGUAUCCAACAUCAAGCAGGAAAAUAAUUAAUUUGGGUGCUUGUUUUAUGGCCUGCUUUUGAACUCGGCGUUGAUUUUUUUAUCAGGUCAAGGUAACAGUGGUGGUGGAUGUGGAGGAGGAACAGCAGAGGGCAGUGUGUGUCAGCGUGACGCUAUGUCUCCAUCGCCGCAACGCAGGGCCCACUCCACCGGUCACCUUCAGCUGCUCGCUGUCACUUUCGCUCUCAAAACAGAACACAUGUUGGUGGUUUUUUUCUCAGCAUGUGCUUCGUCGUCAGUGUUUACACAGAGUCCUCUCCUCACCUUUGUUCUCCAUGGCUUGAAUUAAUUUAAGUUCACCAAUCAAAAGUGCUGCUGAGAACCGAGAAGAGACUUAAAAGCAGUGUAAUCUAUGUCGUGUAUCCACAAUGCCAAAAUGGACAUGUUAUCAGUAAGGAUAAGAACAGCCUCCUUAUCAUCAAGGUGUAUUUUAAAUUAAUCUAAUGUUGAUGUCUUUUGCAGGGAUUAUAACACUGUAUUGUCACUCACUUGUAUGUACACUUACUGUCUUUCUACAUCUGACCAGAGCAAUGUAAAAUGUGUUUUCUUUCAAACUGUGUGGGGGUGCAUUUUGGGUAUUAUGGUGGGGGAUGGGAUAUGAGGGAACAGCAGCAUGUAUUACUUGCACUGAAUUUUUAGGAUGACCUUGAGCCAUAUGCACUGUGCUCUGGAAGCUUAUUUUUUAGUUAGUGAUGCCAAAUCUUUUUUUUUAAGAAAUGCUGCAUUGUCUGUGUGUCUUCAUGAUAAAGGAAAAAAACGACAAAACAAAAACGAUAGACCUUGGCUAUUGUAUCGAAGGUGUUUUUAUUUCCCAAGUCACUGUCUCAGCCUGCUGAAAAAGCAAACCUUUAAGUGUGUGGAGAUUGAUGGACCUGACUCCAGUAGGAGUGGCUGGCGGCUAUGGGAAACUGUGGCAGAAGUCUGUGAAGCGAGUUGCAUCCUUUAACCUUGACCUAGAACCCCUCUGAUGUGCAUUCCAUUCGUUUCGCAGGCUUCAGAUGCCGGUAACAUGAGAAAAAAAAACAACAAUGCACAUGCACCCAUCUAUGUCUGAUUAAAAUAAAAAAAAGGUUAAAUUCA